AUGCGGCAGUAUCGGGCGAUCGGCCUUUUGGCCUUAUUACUUGCUACAGCAUGUGUCCAUGCACGAGGAACCGAAUUACUGCGUUCCAAGCGUGGUGGAUCAUUCUCCUCCAGCAGUGCUAGCAGUUCGGCCAGCGCCAGUUCGUUCGGUGGUGGUAGCAGUUUUGCCAAAUCUGAUGCUCAAGCUAUAGGCAGUGCCUCAGCAGGUGCACAAUCCUCGGCUAUAGCGAAUGCCGGUGCUGGUGGAUACGGAGGUGGUGGUCACGGCGGUUUCGGAAGCAGUGGUGGCGGUAGCCAGGGUGGAUUCGGAGGCAGCGGUACCGGUGGCCACGGUGGACUCGGAAGCGGCGGUGUCGGUGACCACGGUGGAUUCGGAGGUGGUGGUGGCGGUGGCCACGGUGGACUUGGAAGCGGCGGUGGCCACGGUGGACUUGGAGGUGGCGGUAGUUCCGGUGGACUCGGUGGCGGUAGCCACGGUGGACUCGGUGGCGGUAGCCACGGUGGACUCGAUGGCGGGUGGCGUGGACUCGGUGGCGGUGGACUCGGUGGCGGUAGCCACGGUGGACUCGGUGGCGGUGGACUCGGUGGCAGCGGUGGUCACGGUGGAUUUGGAGGCGGAAGUGCCAGCAGCGGCGCCAAUGCCGGUGCUAGUAGCGGUGGAUACGGAGGUGGUGGUGAAUUAGGUCACGGAGGCAGUGGAGGAUACGGUGGUGGUAGUAGUGGAGGAGUCGGAAAACUUAGUGGGGCUCUUGGAGGUGGUAACGUUGGUGCAGGUGGUUACGGUGGGUCUGGGGCUGGAAGCUACGGUGGAGGUAGCUCUGGUGCCGGCGGUUAUGGCGGAAGUAGCCCUGGAGGGCAUGAACUUGGAGGAUAUGGUAGUGGUAGUUCUGGUGGUGGUGGUUAUGGUGGAGCUGGCUCUAACACAGGUAGCUACACCGGAAGUAGCGGUGGUGCCGGAGGUUACGGUGGCGGUGGCCAUGGCACCGGUGGGUAUGGAGGCGGCAGUUCGCCGGGCGGCGGUUUUGGAGGUGGACAUGAUGGCGGUGGUUUUGGAGGAGGUGUAUCGAAAGGUUCAGCGAAUGCUAAUGCUGGUGCUUCAGCCGGAGCUGGUGGAUUGAGUGGAGGAUAUGGCGGAAGUGGCCCGGGCAGUGGAGGAUUUGGCGGUGGACAUGGAGGUUUAGGUGGUGGACAUGGAGGCGGUUUAGGAGGUGGACAUGGCGGUGGCCUAGGAGGUGGUCUAGGCGGUGGACAUGGCGGUGGCCUAGGAGGUGGACACGGCGGUGGCCUAGGAGGUGGACACGGUGGUGGCCUAGGAGGUGGACACGGCGGUGGCCUAGGAGGUGGUUUAGGCGGUGGACACGGCGGAGGUGGUUUAAGCGGUGGAUACGGAGGAGGUGGUUUGGGCGGUGGACACGGCGGAAGUGGAGGUCUAGGAGGCGGAUGUCCUGGAGGAUGUGGUGGUGGCGGUGGAGCAGCAGGUGCUAAUGCCAUAGCCAGUGCUAGCGCGAAUGCAAAUGCUGGCGGUGGAGGUGGAGGAUAUGGUGGCCACGGUGGUCUGGGAGGUGGUCAUGGACCAGGAGUAGAUUUAUUCUCCCGUAUUGGCGAUACAGACGAAGGUACGAGUCAGAGUGGUGCUGUUGAUAAUGCUAAAGGUGUUUAUAGCAGUAGCGCGGCAAAUAUAGAUAGUUCUGGUAAAGGUACUUAUUCCGUAAAAGCGGGUAAAAUCCCAUAAAUCAGGCAUUUACAUUUUGUUUCAUUAAUUUUUCAAAAUUUGAUGUUACUUUGUUAAAGAUACUCUUAAAAACCGAAGAACGAAACUAUAAUUCCAAUGUAUUUUGACAUAAACGUAAAAUCUACGCUUUGUUUAUUUUCUAAUCGUCAAGAAUAGCGUUUAAAAUAAAUCAAUGUAAUUAUAUAUAAUACUUUUUACACUUCAAUUAUAAUAUCUUUUUCUGUUUAAAUGAAAAAUAUUAUCGGAAUAUUACGUAAUAACAUACUGAAUAUUUCAUUGUGUAUUUCAAAAGCUUACAACUGCGGUUUUUAAUGAUAAGUUCCAUUGAUUAAAUCUGACCUUCUAAGUUAACUAUGUAUUCUAUGCAUUUUUAUUAAAUGUUAAAUGAUCGUAUAGAUUUUUUAAA
Linepithema humile (Argentine ant) is the source of this 2137-nucleotide messenger RNA. The record is from RefSeq and is a predicted model, not a curated record. NCBI's taxonomy places the organism in Eukaryota, Metazoa, Arthropoda, Insecta, Hymenoptera, Formicidae.